Molecule: messenger RNA, 524 nt
Organism: Engraulis encrasicolus (European anchovy)
Lineage: Eukaryota; Metazoa; Chordata; Actinopteri; Clupeiformes; Engraulidae
Product: cytochrome c oxidase subunit 7A2, mitochondrial-like
Exons: 4
Coding region: 110-370 (86 amino acids)
Biological process (GO): regulation of oxidative phosphorylation; mitochondrial electron transport, cytochrome c to oxygen; mitochondrial respirasome assembly
Source: RefSeq, a predicted model, not a curated record
GGAUAUUGCGUGUCACUGCUCGCAAUGGUCCAUGGGAUAUCAGCGGAAGUUCUGUUUAUGUCCUUGUGGUGAAGAAAAGUAGCAUCGCUAAAGUCAGAAAGAUAAAAACAUGUCAGCCAUGUACAGAAAUCUUAUGGCCCUCCGGCACAUUUCCAGGAGGACGGUCAGCAGUACCUCCCGUCGACAAGUCGAAAACAAAGUCCCAUCGCAGCAGAAGCAUUUCCAGGAGGACAAUGGUAUUCCCAUCCAUCUGAAGGGAGGCACCAAAGACGCUCUUUUGUACAGGACCACCAUGACCUUGACUAUUCUGGGAAGUGCAUAUGUUGUGUACGAGCUGUUCAGUGCUGCGUCACCCAAGAAGCCAGAAUGACAAGUGGGACUCACCCUUGUGUACAUCAUCCUCUGCCAAUUGUACAUAUUAGGUGUCAGGGAGUCCUGUUGUCAUGUCAUUGAAGAUUAUUUAAUGUUUGUGGAAACAAUAUGAUUCCAAUGUUGAUCUUAAAUAAAUGAAAACACAUUACUUA